Molecule: messenger RNA, 1524 nt
Organism: Pipistrellus nathusii (Nathusius's pipistrelle)
Lineage: Eukaryota; Metazoa; Chordata; Mammalia; Chiroptera; Vespertilionidae
Source: the annotation of a GenBank genome assembly
AUGCCCCCAAGAAGAAAUGGGAAAUACAAACUUCCCGACCCACUUCCAGAAGGCAAGGUUCUGGAUGACAUGGAAGGAAAGCAAUGGGUCCUGGGCAAGAUGAUUGGUGCUGGAGGGUUUGGAUUAAUAUAUUUAGCUUUCCCCACAAUUAAACCAGAUAAAGAUGCAAGACAUGUAAUAAAAGUGGAAUAUCAGGAAAAUGGCCCAUUAUUUUCAGAACUUAAAUUUUACCAACGAGCUGCAAAAAAAGAAUGUAUAAAAAAAUGGAUAGAAUGCAAACAACUUGAUUAUUUAGGAAUUCCUGUGUUUUAUGGAUCUGGUCUUACUGAAUUCAAGGGAAGAAGUUACAGAUUUAUGGUGAUGGAAAGACUAGGGAUGGAUUUACAGAAGAUCUCUGACCAGAAUGGUACUUUCAAAAAAUCAACUGUCCUGCAGCUAGGUGUUCGGAUGUUGGAUGUACUGGAAUAUAUACAUGAAAAUGAGUAUGUUCAUGGUGAUAUAAAAGCAGCAAAUCUACUCUUGGGCUACAAAAAUCCAGAUCGGGUUUAUCUUGCAGAUUACGGACUUGCCUACAGAUAUUGUCCCAAUGGGAACCACAAGCAGUAUCAGGAAAACCCUAGAAAAGGCCAUAAUGGGACCAUGGAGUUUACCAGCUUGGAUGCCCACAAGGGAGUAGCCCUGUCCAGACGGAGUGACCUUGAGAUCCUGGGCUACUGCCUGCUGCGGUGGACCUGCGGGAAUCUGCCCUGGGAGCGGAGCCUGCAGGACCCGGCGGCUGUGCAGGCUGCAAAAACAAACCUGUUGGAUGAGCUCCCUGAGUCUGUGCUUAAAUGGGCUCCUUCUGGAAGCAGUUGCUAUGAAAUAGCCCAGUAUUUGGUAUGUGCUCAUAAUUUAGCAUAUGAUGAAAAGCCAGACUAUCAAAUGCUCAAGAAAAUUCUGAACCCAGGAGGAAUACCUUUAGGACCAUUGGAUUUUUCCACUAAAGGAGAGUGUGUAAAUGUGCGUACUCCAGACCAUCAGAAAGUUCAUUCGCAAAAGGCUGCAACAAAGCAAGUCAGUCAGAUGCAAACCAGGUUCAUGGAAAAAAGCGUCCGCAGUGAGGGCAGUGCUGAGCCCUCUGCCACAGGGAGAGAAGUUCCGAAAGAGGAGAAGCGGACUGGAUCGCGUAACAAAGAAACCGCGCAGGAAAGCACAAGGAGAAGACAAAAAUAUUGUGAGUUGCAAGAAUUUUUGAAUGAAGUAAAAAGUUCUCCACAAAAAGAGAGCUUUAUGCAGUUCCCAAACUCAUUUUAUGAACCCCAUCAAGAUUCUACCCAUCCAGAUACAUUCAAGUCCAGAUGCCCAUCUUGGUAUACGUGCACUUCCACAGGUGGUAUGGAAGUCACAGACUUAAGUUCUACAGGAUUUUGGUCUGCAAUUUCCCAGUUUACCCUUAGUGAAGAGGCAAAAGCAGAUGUAUAUUAUUAUGGCUUCAUCAUUCUUUUACUUUUGAUGUUAAUGGGUCUUGCUUUAUAUUUUCUCUGA